AUGAAGAUGGAAAUUCCAGCAAUUCUAAAAGAGCUAAAAAACGAGCAUUUUUUGAAAGAAAUAUCCAAAUAUCAAGAAGACCUCGGCAAUCUUAUACUUGAGUCCUUUCAAAAAGGGCUUUUGCGUGGAAUUAAACAGAAGUCAAGAAUCCCUGAAUUGGCUCAUAAUGAGUACAUCAACAGGAUAAAUAACUUCUUUCCAAAAACGCAAGAUAAACUGGAUUUUUAUUGACUGCUCGCAGCUCACGCUGGUGAUUUAAAGUGCAAAAUUAAUAUUCCAACAACUCUCCUAAAAAUAAAUGACUUAGAUAUGAAACCAUAUUUAAUUUAUACAGAUGAUCGUGGAUUUGUGUGCUCAAAGAAAUCUGAUGAUCAAGAAUUUUUUGGCAUUUUUGAAGGGAUAAAUGAAAAUUUCCCUGUUUUCUGCUUAAAGCAAAAGAAUCAAUGCACUAAAGCUUUAUUUUCUCUCGGGGAUGCAAUUUCAGCCUGAGAAAAAGCAGAAUAUGGCUCUUUUAUUCAAUAUUUUAUAAAAAAUCAAUCAAAUCCGGCUACAAUUUUGAGAUUAUUGUGGAGAAAAAAUAUGAAAAGCAAAUAUUUUAUUAUUAAUAAUAAAAAUAAAUACCAGGUAAAAAAUCGAAAUUUACCAAAAAUCUCCCAAGAUUUCUUACAGCCAGAUUCUUCUGAAUAUGAAUUUAAAGAGCAAAGGAGCUAUUGCAGCUGGCAAGAAUUUUCAGAUAUAAGAAAUAAAUCUGAUACCCUUGAUGUUCCAUAUCACAAGAUAAAUCAAAGAUCAAGCCAGCUUCCAUCCAUUGGCACUAAGCCAAUAAAUAUUCCGAAAAUUAGGAAUUUCCGAUCACAUUCUUUAACUUGUCUUCCGCAUAAUAAAGACUUGAAAAUAAUAAAAUCAGAUGAAGAAACUGAUAUAUAGAAUUUGUCCGAUGACGGCGCUCAAUGCACCAUCAUCGGGCAACGUCUUUUAAGGGUCCACAUGGGAAAUGGGUUCCACGUGUGGAGCACUUUUUAAACACGUAGAGAAUCAUCACUCCCACGAGUCAAAAAAGGUUCCACACGGCGUCUUCCUCUCGGCAUGGCCUCCCGGCCAUACAGCCUCGACUCAUAUUUAAUUAUAUCCAGCAAGGUUUAACAUUUCAGAGAUGGACAGCAAUGCUAGGUAAGAAUUCUGGUGUGUUCAGAGCCUAGCCCAAGUCUAAUCUCAGGGGUGGAUUUUUCCUCGUGGGGAAGGAGGGCACUGCAUUGGAAAGGGGAAGCUCAGCAAAUUCCUUUGGACCAAUCGGGCAACUCCCUAGCGUGAAACUGGGCGUUACGUCCCAGGCUACGUCUUUUUCCUUUUUGCCGACAGCUGACCAGAAAAUCCAUUUUUUGGGUUUUCGUUAAAAGCAACCCAUGCCCAAGCAAGUAACUCAUCCAUGAGCCGUCGAAGCCGGAACACUCACCCAAGGUGCACCCAGGUGAUCGAAGCAGGUCGUCCUCAGAGACCUGUGGGCUCGAUGCGGCGAAAGGCGAGCGGCAGACCUGGGCGUUGUCUACACCGUAGUGGACGUUAAGCGUUAUAAAUUUUAAGUAAGUAAGUAAGGCUGCGAAUUGAGCGCCAUCAUCGAGCAAUCAGUAUAGAUAUUUUCAACAAUGAGCUAUUGGCGCAAACAAGCAUACUGUCCAAAGUAUUUAAAGAGGAGGAAACUAAGCAUUAUUUUGUAAUUACCAAGAAUCCUGAAAGCUGCUUUGCAACUGAAAGCUACAGAAGUAUCCCAGAAAUUGAAAAAAUUAUGAAUAAAAUCGUAAUUUUUUUAAAUACUUUUGUUUUUAAUAAUCAAAAUCAGCUUAAAGGAAUUGUGAUUGAUUUUAUGCAAGACUAUAAAAAGGAUUGGAUUAUAUUGGAUUACAGAGAGCAUUCAAUUGAAAUAAGUCCAAAUUUGUGCCCAGAUAGAAGGAAAGUUAAAAAGCAAAUGCUAGGAAUAAAAAAAUCACAAUCUUUCAGUACACUGCAGAUGCCAGACGAAGGACAUUUUGUUGGAGAAAGUGAACAUAAUUCAAACAUGAAUGAUGUCCAAACAAUGCAAUCCAAAAGAAGCUCAUCUUUGAAAAAGAAAAAUGGCAAGUCAUUAUUUAAUAUUAACCUAAGCGAAGACUUUCAAGAUUUAAAAUCAGUUAAAAAAUUCUCACUCCCCCCUUUAAAUUGGAACAAAAUAGGUAAAAAUUCUUUUUUUGGGUAAAUUAGUCUCCCUUUAAAUUCGAACAAAAUCCCAAUUUUAUAAUAUAAAAUUUUAUAUAUAAAAAUCAUAAUUUUUAUGUAAAAAGUGUUGAUAUAAGUUAAAUGUUUCCUCUUAACUAAAAUUAAAAAUUUAGUUAUUCUUGCUCUAGUUUAAAGAAGAGAGUAUAAAUGUAUCUUUUUUAAAUAAAAAUUUAUACUUAAUUGCUAUAUUUUUAAAAAAUUUAAAAUUUUUAUUUAAGUAAUUUUGAUAUAAAUUCAAUGCGAAUUCUUUACAAAAAUUUAAAUUUACUUAUUUUUGCUUUAUUUUAAAGAAUAAAAUAUAAAUAGCAACUUAUUUACCCAAAAUUAACACUUUGAUCGAUAAAUUUUUCUAAUUUUUUUUUGUUAUCAAUAAAAAUAAUAAUUUUUGUGUAAAUAGUUUCGAUAUCAAUUAAUAUUAUUAAUAAUGAAAAUUUAGUUAUAUCUUGCUUUUUUUUAAAGGAUAAAAAGUAAAUAACAUUUAUUUAAACAAAUUUAUUAAUCUAAUUCGAUAAAUUUUUGAAAUUUAUUUUUAUUCAAAAUUUUCUUAACCCUCUUAUUUGGAACAAAAAUUUUUUGUUCCAAUUUAAAGAGGGAAGAGUCAGAAGCCAUAAAAGUGAGCCAAUUUAUACGCAUCAAAAAAUUCAGCUUAAAAGAGAGUGGGUCCAUUAGCAAUAAAGCUUUUGGUAGCUCUCAAUUCAAUUCUCUUUUAAGAGCAAAUAAAAAUCCUAAUCAAGAAACAAGAAAUAAUAUUCUUUGGAAAGAACCCAGCUAUUCUCACGUUAGAAAACAUUUCGUAAAUAUAGUUAACAACUUCGACGAAAUGGUUACAUGCGCAAGGGUAUCGAAAUAUAGACAAGUAAAUUUGGUUGAAAAAUAUGGUGGAAUAGAUUUUUGGAACCAUUUUUUAUUGUCUUUAUAUCAAAAAGUUCUAGCAAAUGAAAUUCUUAAUAAGCAUUUUAAAGCUACAAGUUUGGAAAAUUUUGAAAAAAUUAUUAAAGGAAUGUUUAGAUUUUUUUCUGGGAAUGUAAAUCUCGAGUUUAGAAGGAAGAUUAGAGCAGUUCAUUUGAAUUUAAAACUUAAAAUUGCAGAAAGCGAGUUUAACCUUUUUGCUGAAAUUUUUAUUGGAAAUAUGAUGGAUUUUAAUGUGUCUGAAGAGGAUAGAGACUUGAUUAUAGUCCAAUUAAAAUCGAUGAAAGGGCUUAUUGCAAGAUAA
Blepharisma stoltei is the source of this 3463-nucleotide messenger RNA. The record is from the annotation of a GenBank genome assembly. Lineage: Eukaryota; Ciliophora; Heterotrichea; Heterotrichida; Blepharismidae.